UCAUGAGAAAUUUUCUUUACAGAACAACUUUUUUUUCUUCUUUUUUUUUUAGUAUUCUUUUACGCUUUUUUUUCUUUUAAGAAUGUUUCCUUGGUAACGCAUGGGAUGAUUGGCUUUUAAAAAAGCAAACCCUGCACUCCUUGAAUGGGCAAGCAUUGGAUCAAUGUAUCCAAAAACCCCGCUCGAUGCAAAGUCACAAUUGUUGUGAUAGUUUUUUGUUUUCUCUAUUACGCGCUUCAAAACGCGCCUUUACUUUAUUUUAUUUUAUUUUUUGCAGACAGAUAUGAGUGCUAUGGACGUUGAUACACCUAUCCCUCGCCCAAAAGACAAGGGAAAAGGAAAAAUGGUUGACUUAACCCAAGAAUUGGAUAAUUUACCUUGGGUAGAGAAAUACAGACCUCAGACACUGGACGAAGUUGUAUCUCACAAGGAUAUUACCUCUACAAUCGAGACAUUUAUUGACGCUAAAAGACUUCCUCACUUGUUGUUUUAUGGACCACCAGGUACUGGUAAAACAACCACUAUUCUUGCCUGUGCUAGAAAACUGUAUGGUGAUCGAUUCAAAUCUAUGAUUCUUGAACUCAAUGCUUCUGAUGAUCGUGGUAUUGAUGUCGUAAGAGAACAAAUCAAAAACUUUGCCAGUACGCGCAACAUCUAUAGCUCUGGAUUCAAAUUGAUUGUGCUGGAUGAAGCUGAUGCCAUGACCAAUGCAGCACAAGCUGCUUUACGUCGUGUCAUUGAAAAAUACACACACAAUGUUCGGUUCUGUAUUAUCUGUAAUUAUGUCAGCAAAAUCAUUCCUGCUAUUCAGUCCCGUUGUACUCGUUUUCGAUUUGCUCCCUUAUCGCAAGAUCAAGUCAAGAUCAGAUUAAAGACAGUGGUUGAUCAUGAACGAGUGCAUUUGACAGAAGAUGGUGAAAAGGCUUUACUGCGUUUAUCUAGAGGUGAUAUGCGUCGUGCGCUUAAUAUUCUUCAAGCUUGUCAUGCUGCCUAUGAUCGUGUUGAUGAAGCUGCUAUUUAUAACUGUACAGGCAAUCCUCAACCACAAGAUAUUGAGCGUAUUUUCAAGUGGAUGAUGUCCGAAGAAUUCACAACAGCUUAUUCAAAUAUUGAGAAAUUAAGAAAAGAAUCAGGUUUAGCAUUACAAGAUAUCAUUACUGAAAUAUACAACUUUGCUCGAUUAGUAGAAUUCCCAGCCCAUACACGUAUACACAUCCUUCAAAGACUGGCAGACAUAGAAUACAGAUUAGGAGAAGGUGGAAACGAAAAGAUUCAAUUGAGUGCUCUUGUGGGUGCUUUCAAAUUAGCUCAAGAAAAUGUUGCUUAGAAAUGACAUUCAUGCGUCUGUUUCUUGUUCUUUCUCGAACGCGUGACUGGCGUUUUGCAUUUCAUUUCGCAGCAUGACAAAUAAAUUUUUUUUCUUUUUCUUUCCAU
Molecule: messenger RNA, 1434 nt
Organism: Gilbertella persicaria
Lineage: Eukaryota; Fungi; Mucoromycota; Mucoromycetes; Mucorales; Choanephoraceae
Product: P-loop containing nucleoside triphosphate hydrolase protein
Exons: 3
Coding region: 284-1327 (347 amino acids)
Biological process (GO): DNA-templated DNA replication; DNA repair
Cellular component (GO): DNA replication factor C complex; Elg1 RFC-like complex; Ctf18 RFC-like complex
Molecular function (GO): DNA binding; ATP binding; ATP hydrolysis activity
Source: RefSeq, a predicted model, not a curated record